Messenger RNA from Mucor mucedo, 750 nucleotides. Its product is annotated as oxidoreductase-like protein. The record is from RefSeq and is a predicted model, not a curated record. The transcript is spliced from 3 exons. NCBI's taxonomy places the organism in Eukaryota, Fungi, Mucoromycota, Mucoromycetes, Mucorales, Mucoraceae. The coding region runs from base 56 to 520 and encodes 154 amino acids. Gene Ontology annotation, cellular component: mitochondrion.
AAAAAAAAAAAAAAAAUCUUUUUUUAAAUUAAUUUCUUACUCCCUCAUUUACAUAAUGUCACUCAUGUUAGUGAGGUCGUUGCACUAUUAUAAACGAGAACCGAAUUAUAAAGGCUGGUGGACACAAAUUCUAAAGUCAAGCUGUGCACCCACACUCAAGAUUGAACAAGUGCCGACUCGAGUGCCUGUGGCCAUCCCCUUUGAACCCGUCCAACCGGAACCAACGUUGGUGCCUACCACCCAAACCGUUGUCUAUCUCAACAAGGAACCCAUUGAACUUCCCAUUAAGCCCGAAGCGCCCGACAAUUGUUGCAUGAGUGGUUGUGCUCACUGUGUGUGGGACAUGUAUGGUGAGGAUAUGGAAGAAUAUGCAGCAAAGAAAUCAGAAAUCAGAAACCGAUUCAAGUCACAAGGUGUGCCGCUUCCUCAAGAAUUAGACAGUGGAAAUGAUCAACCUGAUGAAAUGGAUCCCACCAUGAAGGCCUUUUUAGACAUGGAAAAAAAGCUCAAUUCCAUGUAACCUAAAAAAAAGUUCAUUUUUUUUUUAAUAGACUGUAAUCAUAUAGAAUUUAACGGAUAGUAGAAGCUAAAAGAAGGGGGGAGGGGAGGAGAAUGUAAAAUGACAUACAGCGUCAUUUACUAGUGUGUAUGUAAUUUUUUUUUUUUUUUUAUCACAGGCUUGAUUGCCAUGGAAAUCCCCCCUACCCCUUUUUCAUGCAAAAAAUAAAAAAAUAAAAAAUAAAACUGGAG